This is a messenger RNA of Prunus persica (peach), 1567 nucleotides long. RefSeq names its product acyl-protein thioesterase 2. The coding region runs from base 502 to 1275 and encodes 257 amino acids. NCBI's taxonomy places the organism in Eukaryota, Viridiplantae, Streptophyta, Magnoliopsida, Rosales, Rosaceae. The transcript is spliced from 10 exons. Gene Ontology annotation, molecular function: hydrolase activity. The record is from RefSeq and is a predicted model, not a curated record.
UGUUUAUCAUAAAGAGAAAUUAGGCACUAUAAUGUAAUACAAAAAAGAAAUUGGACACUAGAAACUUUCCUUCUGGUUAAUGGGUAUCCAUCAAUCAUGAAAAAUUCAUUAACUAAUGAUUGAGAAAAGAUAUUUUCUUUUACAAACUUAGAUUAUUCUUUCUUGUUUUCAGUAAUAUUCUUUUCAGUUUUUGUUGUUGCUGCUGGGUUUGCUUUAUUUUCUGGCCACUGUCCACAAGCAUAGAUUCUUUCUCCCCAUCUCUCUUUCUCUCUCUAUCUGUCUGUCUAUGUUGCAAGAGCUCUAAGGAAUGGAUGAAUGUGCUCUACUCUGGCUUGGAUUCUCUCUGCUAUCCUGCUUUUGUCCUUUUCAUUACCUCUCCUUUUCAUUGAUGCUUCUUUCUUUUUGAGUUUCUAGGCGGUUUUUGGCGCAGUGUGUAGCUGUACCUUCUUCUAACUCAUUGCAAUAGGCGGGCUGUUUAGCACAGUUACCUGAAACGCAAAGAUGAGCUAUUCCCAUUCCAAUAUGUGUUCUGGUAGCAGAACUGCUAAAAGAACACUUGAGUUCGGUAGGACACAUGUGGUGAGGCCCAAAGGAAAGCAUCAAGCCACAAUAGUCUGGCUACAUGGACUUGGGGAUAAUGGCUCAAGCGCUUCUCAACUCUUGGAGUCUCUUCCUCUUCCAAAUAUUAAGUGGAUCUGCCCCACUGCUCCUACCCGUCCUGUGGCUAUACUCGGUGGUUUUCCUUGCACUGCCUGGUUUGAAAUGGGAGAGCUUUCAGACGAUGGUCCAGAUGAUUGGGAGAGUUUAGAUGCUUCAGCAGCACAUAUUGCGAACUUGUUGUCAACUGAGCCAGCUGAUGUUAAAGUCGGUAUUGGAGGCUUUAGUAUGGGUGCUGCGAUGGCCCUUUAUUCUGCAACUUGUUAUGCUGCAGGUAGGUAUGGAAAUGGCAACCCAUACCCUCUCAAUCUGAGGGCAGUUGUUGGACUAAGUGGUUGGCUUCCAGGAGCAAGGACCUUACGGAACAAAAUUGAAGGGUCACAUGAGGCUGCAAGGCGUGCCGCAUCAUUACCCAUUUUGCAAUGUCAUGGAAAAAAUGAUGAUGUAGUCCCUUACAAAUAUGGAGAGAAAUCAGUCAACUCCUUGAAUUCAGCAGGAUUCCGAUACCUUACGUUCAAACCCCUUGAUGGGCUUGGUCAUUACACUAUCCCUAAAGAGAUGAAUGAAGUCUCCAGUUGGCUAUCUGCAAGGCUGGGGCUUGAGGGGUACCGCUCAUAAAUCUGACAGUGUCUAAUUGGAGAUAGUGAGGGAGUAGUAGCUAACAAUAAUGAGUGAGGAACGCCCAUGUACAAGUAGGUGCUAUACAAAAUGGGGCAUGGAGUAUAUGGUAUAGCUAAAUUGACCUUCUAAUUCCCUUUCGUAUUCCGUCUUUCCUGCAAAUAAAGUUUUGGGUGUGCUUUUAUGUUCCACUUGGAGGAUGUAGAGCUAGUGGUGAUUUAGUUUUGGAUGUAUUUUGUUUUGGCAUUCAUUUAUGUGAUUUUAUUAUUAAUAAUUAGUGGAGUUCUACUCU